This is a messenger RNA of Suillus subalutaceus, 1009 nucleotides long. RefSeq lists its product as uncharacterized. The record is from RefSeq and is a predicted model, not a curated record. Lineage: Eukaryota; Fungi; Basidiomycota; Agaricomycetes; Boletales; Suillaceae. The transcript has a single exon. The coding region runs from base 194 to 949 and encodes 251 amino acids.
UACUAUUAUGGUACGCGCAAUCGGCAGCCCCCAGAAGUCGGCACUUUCACAAAACUCGUGUUUCCAGCUACCUAAACACAAAAUUAUUUACAUAGACAUCAUUCUCUCUCUAACACAACUCAAUAUGAGGUCAAACGAAUACAUUUGAAGCAGAAUUGAAUGAGAUAGCUGAAAGUGCCGAAGUCACGCAGAAAUGUCACCUGCCGAUAUAUGCCGUGACGGAGUUUCAAUACUGCACACACCAGUGCCGACUGGUGCUGUGCUGCUGGUCAUGGGGCUAGAGCAGCGUGAAAAGGAUAAGGCCGACGCGGAGAAGCAGGCCAAAAAGAAGACAGAAGAUGAAGCGCGCCACACUCAGAUCGAACGCGAUAUCGAGUCGAAGACGUUUGAUGCACUCUCAACACUCCGGCGCAAGGAUGAUUUUAUCGCACUUGCUGGCGCUCUCAAGAUUUCAAGAGACGGAACGGUUGAGGAACUCAGGACUAGACUCAAAGAGUUUCUUGCUGAUGCCGCAAAUCAGCACUUUGCCGACAAUCCACGUUUUGCUGCGCUCUUCCAGACGGGAAAAACGCGUUCGAAGAAUAAGAAUUUAGCCACUGCGUCAUCGACAGGACAGGCUAGUAGUGGCGCCUCGCAAGACAAUGACGCUACCUCAUCCAACAAUUCCGGUACUCAUUUUUUCACCCCACCUGCCAGUGCACAUUCUUUUAAUCCAUAUUAUCCUCCACACUUUACUAACCAGCCAUAUUUUCAUCAAUUCUAUGCUAAUCCAGCUCUCCGCGCACCAUCUUACUCUACAACGCAACAUAAUAAUUCAUCCGGCGGUCCCAUUGCGUCAUCAUCAAACUUAGACAGACAACCUCAGCAUCCUUACAACACACACAGUCUCCCUACACAUCCCCCUCAAUUAUACAACUACGGCACUAAUCAUGGUCACCCUCGUACUUAGAUUCUACUAGUAUAUACUGUACUUGCUUGCUCACGCCGAAUACUAACUCACUUCCUUGCG